This is a messenger RNA of Drosophila obscura, 4132 nucleotides long. RefSeq names its product probable DNA mismatch repair protein Msh6 (gene Msh6). The record is from RefSeq and is a predicted model, not a curated record. NCBI's taxonomy places the organism in Eukaryota, Metazoa, Arthropoda, Insecta, Diptera, Drosophilidae. The transcript has 5 exons. Gene Ontology annotation, cellular component: MutSalpha complex; nucleus. Gene Ontology annotation, biological process: mismatch repair. Gene Ontology annotation, molecular function: ATP-dependent DNA damage sensor activity; ATP binding; mismatched DNA binding. The coding region runs from base 78 to 3635 and encodes 1185 amino acids.
CGUCUCAAUUUCGCGCGUAUUUUUGGCGUCUGCGUGUCUGUAUUACCAAAAUAUUAUUUCGAAGCUGGAGCAGCAGCAUGUCUAAGAAGUUGAAUACGAGUGUGGGCGGGACGCCCACAAACACUUUGUUUAACUAUUUCUCGAAGUCACCAGCCGUCGACAAAAAAAGACUUGUUCCCAGCGUGAAAGCGGAGCCCACGCACACUGACAGGACGGGCUCUGAGAAGGAGAAUCAAAACAAUGGCAAGAACCUGGAAGUGCAGGAGACCAAGCCUUCGGCAAAGAGGAAGCUGCCAGUUUCAGUUUCGUCGGAUGAGGAGGAGCUGGGUGAUCGGCGCAAAAAAAAGCGAAUCAUUAAACCCGAGUCGGAGAGCGAAGAUGAGAUGGAGGAGACCAAAUCCGAAGAUGACUUUUCCGGCGAUGAGUCUGACUAUGAACCGGACGGAAAGGAGGAUGCUGCCAGUGAAGAAAGCGAGAGUGGCGACGAUGAGGUCGAUGUGGCUACAGAUAAUGAAGAAUCGGAAGACGAUCCUACGCCCAGAAAAAGCCGCAAGAAGGACAAAAACCAUAAUAAUAACAACAAUGAGCCUCUGGGCCAAAAGGUUAAACUGGCUGAAGGCUCCACAUUCCAGGAGAAGCUAAAAAACAUUCAGAGCAAUGUGAAACAGGACGCGGCCUACGAUGAGAUAUCAACCACUCCAUUCAACCUUGAUGAGCCUAUGGUGUGGCCUCAUCAGAAACUCGAUUUCUUGCAGCCGGAUAAGAUUAAGGACAAGGAGGGCAGGCGUCCAGACCAUCCGGACUACGACAAGAGCACUCUGUAUGUGCCCGAAAAGUUCCUCAAUAACCUGUCGCCAGGCGUGCGGCAGUGGUGGGUUCUGAAGUCAAACUCCUUUGAUUGCGUCUUGUUUUUCAAAGUGGGAAAAUUCUAUGAGCUGUACCAUGGUGAUGCCGACGUUGGUGUCAAUGAGCUGGGAUUUACCUAUAUGCGCGGCGAGUUUGCUCACGCUGGUUUCCCGGAGAUAUCCUUUGACAAAAUGUCCACCAUCCUGGUAGACAGGGGCUACAAGGUGGCUCGCGUGGAGCAAACGGAAACGCCCGACAUGGUAACGGAAAGAUGCAAGCGCGUAAAGGCCACCAAGUUCAACAAGGUGGUGGCCCGUGAGAUCUGUCAGAUCACGAAUCGUGGAACUCAGGUGUUCGGGUCGCAGUGUAAAAUCGGUCCCAAUCAUCAGCCCAACUACAUGUUGGCCCUAGUGGAGCAAGACGAGGGGACUUUCAGCAAGUUUGGCAUUUGCUUUAUAGACACAAGCAUCGGGGACUUUCACUUGGGCGAGUUCGAAGACGAUAAGAAUUGCUCUCGAUUGCUUACGCUGCUCUCGCAUCACAUGCCUGUGCUCCUUCUCAAUGAGAGAUGCGCCCUCAGCUUGCGCACUCAACAGGUCGUACGCACCGUGCUUGGAGGAGUACUGAGGGAGCAGCUGGCUAGCAAUGGAGCUCAUAUCUGCAACGCUGAAAAGACUUUGAAGCUGCUGGCCGAGCGAUACUAUACCGGAAACGGAUCCGAUGACAACUGGCCGUUGGUUCUGCGCACUAUGCAGUCCGAUUUGGAUCACUUGGGUCUUACGCCCUCCGACAACUACAAGCUGGCAUUGAAGGCUCUGGGUCAGUGUAUAUUUUUCAUCGACAAGUGUUUGCUGGAGCCAAAAGUCCUCCCCAUGGCUCGCUACCAGUUGUAUGUGCCGCCCGAUCAGCUGGCAGAGGCGAAGCCAGUAGUGGCCUCCACCUUGAGACGCUCGCACAUGGUUCUCGAUGCAACAACACUGUCAAACUUGAGGAUUAUCGGUGAAGAACACACACUGCAGUCCACCCUGGACCAUUGCUGCACGAAGUUCGGAAAGCGGCUGCUGCACCACUGGCUCUGUGCCCCCAGCUGCGAUGUAGAGGUGAUAAGGGAGCGACAGGCAGCCAUUGGAGAGCUGUUGCGGUUGCCCAGUGAGCUUCAAGAGAUGCGAGCACUGCUGGCUCCCAUGCCGGACUUUGAGCGUAAUUUAGCGCAAAUUCAUCUGUUCGGCAACAAGCAGGUCAAACAGAGGGAUCACCCUGACUCCAGGGCCAUACUCUUCGAGGAGAAAAUUUACAACAAACAGAAGCUAGUGGGCUUUAUGGCAGUUCUCAAGGGAUUCAAUGCAGUCACCAAGUUACCUCUGAUGUUCCACGAAUGUGAAGCUCCACUGCUCCAGAGAAUCACUCAGUUGACUACCUCAGGAGGAGCCUUUCCCGACCUUCGCGAGGAGCUGAGGUACUUUUCCACUGCCUUCGACCAUGAUGCAGCUGCCAAGACGGGAGUUAUCGCACCUCAGCCCGGAAUGGAUGCAGAGUAUGAUGUGGUCAUGGAUCGGAUAGAUGAGAUUGAGAAACGCCUGAAGACAUACCUCGUGGAGCAGGAGCGUCACUUUGGCUGCCGUGUUACAUACUUUGGAUCCGAUAAGAAGCGGUACCAGUUGGAUGUUCCCGAAUCGCAUGCCCACAAGGCCAACAAAUCGUAUGCCCUGGAAGGUCAGGCCAAGGGCAAAAAGCCCUCGCGUCGCUACACCACCGCACAGACCAAGGUCCUGCUCAAGGACAUGCAGCAGGCGGAAGAUGCCAAGAACGUCGUGCUGCAGGACCUGGCCCGUCGGCUCUUCGAGAAGUUCUCCAAUCAUUAUGAGCUGUGGAAGCAGUGCAUCGACUGUGUCGCCAAUCUGGAUGUGUUGGGCUGCCUGGCGGAGUAUGCCAGGCAACAGAUGGUCAUCUGUGUACCAGAGCUGGUCUCUGGAGUUGAUCAGCCGUUCAUCGAACUGGAGGAGGGCUAUCAUCCCUGUGUGAAUGCCUCCACCUACAUUCCCAAUGGCCUGGAAUUGGGUACCAGAACGGAAGCCCCCCUAUCCCUGCUGACUGGACCUAAUAUGGGAGGCAAGAGCACCUUGAUGCGGGAACUGGGACUGCUCGUGAUCAUGUCACAGAUUGGAGCUCACAUACCAGCAGCCCGCUGUCGUCUGUCCUUGGUGGAUAGAAUUUUCACGCGGCUGGGCGCUCAAGAUGAUAUUUUGGCCGGGCAUAGUACCUUCCUAGUCGAGCUGAAUGAGACUUCUCUCAUACUGAAGCAUGCCACAUGCCAUUCCCUGGUGCUGCUCGAUGAGUUGGGCAGGGGUACGGCCACAUACGAUGGCACAGCCAUUGCCGCUUCUGUGGUCAAUUUCCUAGCCAAUCUGAAGUGUCGCACCCUCUUCUCCACCCACUACCACAAUCUAAUCGAUUACUUCCACCACGACCAGAGGAUCACCCUCGGUCACAUGGCCUGCAUGGUGGAAAAUGAGGAUACCACAGAUCCCACUCAGGAAACGGUUACGUUUCUUUACAAGUACACGGCCGGUGCUUGUCCCAAGUCGUACGGCUUCAAUGCGGCCAAAUUGGCUGGCAUGCCCCAGGGUAUUAUAAAGCGGGCCUUUGAGCUCUCUAAGAAAGUGGAGGCCAUUGCCCUGCAACGAAAGAUUACGGCAAAGAUCGUAGCCUCCACGGGAGAGGACUUCAAGCAGCAGAAACUAAAUGCGUUGAUUGAUUUGUUACAGCAGCUGAAAAUGUGUCAUGUCUAAGUAACACUAGGAUCAUACCAGAAAUAUUCUGAACUGCUUCAAUUUGUUUGUACCAAUUUUGUUUAAAAAUGUUAAAAUUUCCCUUUUUUGUAUUUGGCUUCAAUUACUUUUCGAAUAUUUUCCCAACGUCGGUUGGGCCUUUACCCAAAAGGCCAUUGAAGUAUAUGUUGGUUGCUUUUCAAUCUAUAAUUUCAGUAUUUUGUAAUCCAUAAGAAAUGUGAAACGUUUGAAAUUUGUAUGCAGUUGUAUGUAGGUUAAUUAAGAUUAAUGUGUUCCAUUUGAGUGGGAAAUUACAUUAAACUUAUAAUUUGUCCCACCAUCAGUUCUUUAUUAUCUCCGUCCCAUGCUAUUCCUUAUUCCGAAUUGAACCUAUUUUAUUUUUCUUUUAAUUAAAUUAAAAAAAAGUUGACAAUCGUUAUUUUUGGUUUGUUUAUUAGUACUUUUUGUAUCACAGUAAAAAUUAAAAAAUUAAAUAAGUUCACAAUCAAAAUACACAC